Cottoperca gobio is the source of this 2642-nucleotide messenger RNA. RefSeq names its product neuropeptide Y receptor Y4 (gene npy4r). The transcript has 2 exons. Bases 158 to 1504 code for a protein of 448 amino acids. The record is from RefSeq and is a predicted model, not a curated record. Gene Ontology annotation, biological process: G protein-coupled receptor signaling pathway. Gene Ontology annotation, molecular function: neuropeptide binding; neuropeptide Y receptor activity. NCBI's taxonomy places the organism in Eukaryota, Metazoa, Chordata, Actinopteri, Perciformes, Bovichtidae. Gene Ontology annotation, cellular component: neuron projection; plasma membrane.
UCCUUCUCCAACUCUCAUCUCUGUGGAUUCACAGCUGCUCAGAGCAUCGUCUCCUCUGACAUCCUGACACUCCAGCCAACACAACAUAUGCAUGUUUUAAGAAGGCUGGGAUGGACAGUUUGAUCCUGUGGGCUGGUGACACUGAAGUCCUGGUGAGAUGUCCUUGAGUGGCAACGAGAGCCAGUCUUCUCCAUCAGCUCUGCCUCUGCCCUUUAACCGCUCCAUCACUCCACAUUCCCUACCAUGGGAAGAGGGAAGAAACACUCACGAGUCUGUGCAGGAGUGGUUGGGGAAUAAAACCCAGCUCCUCUCAGACCUCGCUGUUCUCGGGCAUGAUGAGCAGUGCCCUAUGUCUCCUGUCCUCACGGCAUGUGUAGUCGUGUGGUACAGCAUCACUAUGGUGCUGGGGCUGGUGGGGAACAUCGGCCUCAUCUGCAUCAUCGCCCAUCGUAGGGAAAAGGUCAAUGUCACUGGCAUUUUCAUCUGCAACCUGUCAUUCUCUGACAUCCUGGUGUGUGUCUUCUGUCUCCCCUUCACUGUCAUAUACACACUGAUGGACCAUUGGGUGUUUGGCUCGCUGUUGUGCCGGCUGGUGCCGUUCAUCCAGUGUGUGUCUGUGACCGUGUCUGUGUUGUCUCUGGUGUUCAUCGCUCUGGAAAGACAUCAGCUCAUCAUUAACCCCUCUGGGUGGAAACCAAGCAUCCCUCAGGCCUACAUAGUGGUUGUUCUCAUUUGGAUUCUGGCCUGCUUCAUUUCAUCCCCUUUCUUGGCCUUUCAGCUACUAACAAGCGAGCCCUAUACUAAUGUAAUGCCGCCACAGUCUCCACUCCAUCACCAAGCCUUUCCUUAUCUCAAUGCAUCUCCACCUCAACCUUACACAUACAGAAACUCAUCUGGGGCAAGUUCAUACCGCACCCUCUUUUCUUAUAUGCCCACCUCUCCACAUAUGGAGGCCUGUCUGGAGCACUGGCCUUCCCAGCACCACAGGCUUGCUUACACCACAUGGCUCCUGCUGUUCCAGUACUGUGGUCCACUGUUGUUGGUCCUGCUCUGUUAUGUUAGAGUUUUUGUGCGCCUUCGUCACCGCAAAGACAUGUUGAAUCGCGCCAGGACCCCAGAGAGUCAGCGCAUGACCCACAGCCGCCGAAUCAACAUCAUGCUGGUCGCCCUCAUAACAGCCUUUGCUCUUUGCUGGCUGCCGCUCACCAUCUUCAACGUAGUGUCAGACUGGAACCAGGAGGCUCUGCCCAUCUGCCACCACAACCUGCUGUUCUCCCUCUGCCACCUGCUGGCAAUGUCCUCCACCUGCAUCAACCCCAUCAUCUACGGCUUCCUCAACUCCAACUUUCGGCAAGAGGUGAGAGAGGUGCUCCUGCACUGCCGCUGCAGCCCGCUAGAGGAAGAGUGCGAGCGUUUCCCCAUGUCCACUGUGCACAUGGAAGUGUCCCGCUCCUCCGUGCCUCUCAACUGCAGGAGCAAUUCUGUCUUUGAUACUACAACCUGAAGGAUGCUGCUGAAGAAGGAUAGUCACACAAACUGUACAGUUUUAGGACUAACUGUUGUUUUUCUUACCUGUAAUGGCAGUAGAAAGGUUUUGAGUGGUUUUGAGUGCAACACUUUUGUCAGUGGUUUGAAGUUAAGUUUGUUGUACAAUGUUGGUUUAUCUUAUUAUGCAGUAGCAGUAAGGAGUGUGGUGAUGUAAAAAAAGAAUGUGUCAUUUCAAACUAAUCUGUUGCUGCGUCCCUAGAGGCGCGUCACACUAAUUGUUUAAAGUAUGUAAUAUAUACAAUUGAUUACAUUGCUUUUUUUGUAGCAUGUUUACAAGAAAAUCAAAACAUUUUACUUUUUUAUACUAACAGGAGCUGAUCAAACGUGGACGUCAAUUAAACUGUGACUUUAGAGAGCUACUGCCUCAUCACGAUCAUCUUUAAAACAUAAAAUGAGGGAAUAUCUUUGUUGUGGACCAACACACUAUUAAGAGAUAUGUUGGUUUUUCUAGUGUUGCUGUUGUAUUUCUUACAUUUCAUUACAUUUUUUGUAUAAAUGGCAUUUGUGCUGUGAAAUUGGUGCGUAAGCUUCCAAGGAGAAGAAAAACACAACGUGUAAUUUCAGUGACUAACGUGACUUAUGAGGUAAAAUGUAGCAAUUUAUAACAUUGUUAAUUAUACAUUUGGUUUAGAUGAGUUACAUACAUAUAAAAAUGAACUUUGAAUGUGUUUGCUCUUGGGUUUUAAUAGAUGUUAAUUGUGUACCAUUUUGGCACUAGAAAGGAUGCACUAAAUUCUCAGACAUCUUUCAUAACACUUCAGAGCUAUAUACAGAUUACAUACCAUCGUCUAUCUAUUUAAUCCAAAUACUUACUUAUGACUUUGCAUGUAUGUGUGAGAGUGUAGGCCAUGUAUACGUGCCUGAUUUAAUAAUUAAAUUUCUACCAUAUGCGGUACAUUUACUACCUCAAAUGCCUUAUUCUGUGUAUUAAAUACAACAUACAAUUUGUUUUCUUUGCUGCAUGGCAGAAAACACAAGACAAAAUAGAAUAUAUUAAUACUUUCUAAGAUUGGAUAAAGUUUGUCACCCAAAAUGAUUUAGCUAUACAACCUGUAAAGACUGUAAAAUGCUUAUUAAAUACUGUUUGACCUGUC